Messenger RNA from Cokeromyces recurvatus, 744 nucleotides. Its product is annotated as 40S ribosomal protein S5. Gene Ontology annotation, molecular function: rRNA binding; mRNA binding; structural constituent of ribosome. Bases 132 to 743 code for a protein of 203 amino acids. Gene Ontology annotation, cellular component: cytosolic small ribosomal subunit; ribosome. The record is from RefSeq and is a predicted model, not a curated record. Lineage: Eukaryota; Fungi; Mucoromycota; Mucoromycetes; Mucorales; Mucoraceae. The transcript has 3 exons. Gene Ontology annotation, biological process: translation; ribosomal small subunit assembly.
UUUUUUUUUUUUGGGGGGGGGGAGGGUUUUUUUUGUCAACAACACUACAACACUUUAAAGGUACAACAACAACAAAAGCGAAAAAAAAAGUUCCAUUAUGAUUCGCUUUCUCUUUUACACUGCAGUACAACAUGGUUGCUUUGAAUUUACCAGCUGAUGUUUUAGCUACCGCCGACGGCACCCGUAGAUUAUUCAACAAAUGGACUUACGAUGAUGUUGAAGUCAAGGAUAUUUCUCUUCAAGAUUAUAUCCAAAUUCGUCAACAAGUCUAUUUGCCUCAUACUGCAGGUCGUUUCGCUGUCAAGCGUUUCCGUAAGGCUCAGUGUCCUAUUGUUGAACGUUUGACUAAUGCUUUGAUGAUGAACGGUCGUAAUAACGGUAAGAAGCUUAUGGCUGCUCGUAUUGUUCAGCAUGCUUUUGAAAUUAUUCACCUUUUAACCGAUGCCAAUCCUCUUCAAAUUCUCGUUGAUGCUAUCAUCAAUUGUGGUCCUCGUGAAGACUCUACUCGUAUUGGUUCUCAAGGUACUGUUCGUCGUCAAGCCGUCGAUGUUUCUCCUCUUCGUCGUGUUAAUCAAGCCAUCUCUUUGUUGACUAUUGGUACUAGAGAAUCUGCUUUCCGUAACGUUAAGACUGUUGCUGAAUGUCUUGCUGAUGAAUUGAUCAAUGCUGCCAAGGGUUCUGCUAACUCUUAUGCCAUUAAGAAAAAGGAUGAACUUGAACGUGUUGCCAAGUCCAACCGUUAAA